Messenger RNA from Saccostrea echinata, 576 nucleotides. RefSeq lists its product as uncharacterized. The transcript has a single exon. The coding region runs from base 1 to 576 and encodes 191 amino acids. The record is from RefSeq and is a predicted model, not a curated record. Lineage: Eukaryota; Metazoa; Mollusca; Bivalvia; Ostreida; Ostreidae.
AUGGCAUGUCUAGAUAUAGAGAAUGUAUGGGUAACCAGGAAGAACAAAGCCACCAUCACUCGUUUCAACAUACUGGGAACUGUGCAGGAGACUGUUACCGCCACCUGUUGGGAUCAUCCUAGUGACAUUUCAAUUUCAAAAGAAGGACAUCUGCUCUACACUAAUAAAGUAAACAAAAUAGUAAAUGAUGUCCAACAGACAAAACCGAAGAUCACGGCACCACAGGGAUGGGUUCUACUUGGACUGUGUUUCACACAAUCAGAUGACUUACUGAUCAGUUUGCAAACAAAUGAUAAAGAGCGCUAUAAAAUUGUCCGUUAUGAAGGUCAAUCAAUAAAGCAGGAGAUAGAAAAGGACGAUCAAGGUCAUCCUCUAUAUAAAGGAGGAGGUAAUAUGCUCUUCGUGGCAGAAAACAACAACGGGGAUAUCUGUGCCUCGGAUUGCAAUGCCAGUAUAGUCACAGUGGUGAACAAAAAGGGAAAACUCCGAUUCCGAUAUAAAGGACACCAAACGAUGAAGAAGCAGUUUGAUCCCGUCUCGAUUGUCACAGACACCGCGGAUCGUAUUCUGGUGUAA